This is a messenger RNA of Heteronotia binoei (common prickly gecko), 1029 nucleotides long. Its product is annotated as taste receptor type 2 member 8-like. The record is from RefSeq and is a predicted model, not a curated record. Gene Ontology annotation, biological process: detection of chemical stimulus involved in sensory perception of bitter taste; G protein-coupled receptor signaling pathway; sensory perception of taste. Gene Ontology annotation, cellular component: membrane. The transcript has a single exon. Bases 1 to 1029 code for a protein of 342 amino acids. Lineage: Eukaryota; Metazoa; Chordata; Lepidosauria; Squamata; Gekkonidae. Gene Ontology annotation, molecular function: G protein-coupled receptor activity; bitter taste receptor activity.
AUGGCAUCUGCAUUCUUCACAAUACUGUUUACGCUUCUGGUUAUGGAAGUCCUCGUUGGAAUGAUAGCCAAUGGGUUUAUUCUCCUCAUCAAUUGCAUCGACUGGUUCAGAAGUAGGAAAUUAUCCCCAGUUGACUUGAUCCUGAGCUGUCUUGGCUUGUCCAGACUUGCAUGGCAGGCAAUAGGCUUACUGGAUGCAACUCUGUUUUUCUUUUUUCUGGGCACCUAUCUAUCCAGUUCCAUGCAGUUAAUGUUUCCUAUCUUGUUUAUGUUUAUGAACACAGUCAAUAUUUGGUUUGCCACCUGGCUGAGUGUUCUGUAUUUUGUCAAGAUCACCAUUUUCUCCCACCCAGUUAUCCUUCGGGUGAAGCAGAGAUUCUCCAGGUUGGUCCCAUGGCUGCUUCUGGGCUCAUUUGUCUUUUCUGCUGUUUUUACUACGAUUAUUAUCACAGGCUUGAACUAUGACGCUAGGAGUUGCCAUCGCUACAAAUCACUUCUAAGCAACAGCAAUGAUUCACAAAUUAAAACACCUCCCUUCUGUUGGUACUUUACCAUUCUAGCUACUGCUCCCCAUUUCAUUGCAAUCUUGAUAUUUGCGUCAUCCACCAUCUUGUUAAUAGUCUCUCUGUGGAAACACACAAGGAGUGUGCAAUGCAAUGGAGUUGGCCCCAGAGAUCUCAGCACUCAAGUUCAUUUGACUGCCAUCAAAGCUCUGGCUUCCUUCCUUAUUCUGUACCUGUCCUGUUUUAUAGCGAUCAUUUUGCAGUCACUAAUCACCUGGCGGAAGAAUCACACUUGGACUUCUGUGCUUUAUCAUAACGUGACUGCGGCAUAUCCUUCUGGACAUGCCAUUAUCCUGAUAUUAAUUAACCCAAGACUGAAACAGGCAUGGGUCAGAAUGCUACAGCAUUUAAACUGUUUGAGAGACUUAGGCUGGUUUCACACUGUGAAAUUGACACGAUUGUAUCGCAUUCAGAAAAAAUCCACUAAAGUUUGCACCAUUUCUGGGCAAUCAGAGAGCUGCUGCUGA